This is a messenger RNA of Hypomesus transpacificus, 753 nucleotides long. RefSeq names its product transmembrane protein 94-like. The coding region runs from base 1 to 753 and encodes 250 amino acids. The record is from RefSeq and is a predicted model, not a curated record. The transcript has 7 exons. Lineage: Eukaryota; Metazoa; Chordata; Actinopteri; Osmeriformes; Osmeridae.
AUGGCUGCACAACAACGUCUCAGAGGAGAGGAAAUACCCAGAAGAAUACAGACCAUAAUACUCACUAUAGAGGAGCUUCUGAGCCAGCCUGUCCCUGAUUGGUCUCAAGGCUACUGCAAUCUGCUGACCCCGCCCUCCCAGGCUGUGUCGCUGCAGUGGGUGUACAGAGAUGGCCAAUUGGUCAACCUACCUGUCAGUCUCCUGGUAGAGGGUGACAUCAUCGCCCUGAGACCUGGCCUUCCCGCCCCCACGGAACUCCGCGGUAUCCAGCGUCUCCUCCAACCACAGCUGUUCAGGGUCACUAAGACCCCCACUCUGGAGACUGUGACGCGCUGUUUGGAGGAUGCUCAGAAGCGUCCUGUCUCUGUCCUGGACAACGAGCGCUUCGCCGUGCAGACGUUGCUGGAGAGAGGCCUUGCCCCCCUGACUCUGAUGCUGCUGUUACUGCUAAACCUGCUGCGCUUCCUGCUGGGAUCUCCAGGAGUUGGACCCUGGCCUGUGGCCCUGCUGCAGACCCCAGUGAAUGGGACUUUACCCCUGCUGCCCCUCACCUUCCCAUUGCUAUGGUUACUGGUGAAUGUGUAUGGAGAGGUGCGGGUUCUCAACCAGCUGGUACACACACAACAGGACUGGUGGGAAAUGAUGCGUGAGACAGGCAGGAAGUGUGUGUGUGUCCUGAGAGGACGCCAUGCAGCUCUCUGCUUCACCUCCAGUCUGCUGCACAGCCUGGGCUCCGUCACUGUGAGUGUGUGA